AUGAAAGUCAAUAUGACAUACAAGCGGCUCGCUUGCGAACUACCUGGACAGGAAGCUCCUGCCACGCUGCUUGAUAGUUUGAACUUCGCGCGCAAAAUGAGCAAAAUAGCUUUCAAGAUUCCCCUUUCGAUAGAUGACCCCGUCUAUGCCACCUCAAAAUUCAGAAGCUUCAUCUUAAUGCUGAAUGAUAUAGUUCCUCCGAGCUCCGCGGAUACUAUUCAGACAUAUCUUAGCCCAAACACCGUGUCUCUGCGAACGAUAUCCGGAGACUAUGAUGCACUCUCAUCUCCAUGUCUACGAAUAGGGCUUCUAACUCGGUUUUCGCUGAAGAUCUGCGAAAGGACGAAAAGGGUGUUGGCUGCUCAAUGGAUGACUCUGAGUUUGGCCGAUCUCGAUAUGGAGACGUUGGAUAGAUUGAUCGAGGUCAAGGCAACAGUGGAAAAGAAUUGUUUAUUUUUCUGGUCUGCAGUUCCUGUUUUCGGAUGUAGCAGUGAUAUGCCUUCAGCGAGAUUGAGAUGUGGAGGGGAAAAAUGUUCUAGCGAGAACCUUUUGCGAUCGAAAGAAGAAAGAUUUCAAAUUCCAAGGAGCUUGUUAAGACCAAUCUCUGAAGGGCGACUCCACAAGCCUAAACCCGCAAACUUCACCCAGGGCUUCCAACGGGCCGUACUACGCACGAACGUACCGAGUUUGUAA
Messenger RNA from Lindgomyces ingoldianus, 693 nucleotides. RefSeq lists its product as uncharacterized. Bases 1 to 693 code for a protein of 230 amino acids. The transcript is spliced from 9 exons. The record is from RefSeq and is a predicted model, not a curated record. Lineage: Eukaryota; Fungi; Ascomycota; Dothideomycetes; Pleosporales; Lindgomycetaceae.